Molecule: messenger RNA, 1099 nt
Organism: Chilo suppressalis (striped riceborer)
Lineage: Eukaryota; Metazoa; Arthropoda; Insecta; Lepidoptera; Crambidae
Source: the annotation of a GenBank genome assembly
GCAACACUGGUCAUGUCAAAAUUCCCGAUUCCGGCGAAUAUCAAUGGUAAUCGGAGUAAAUAAAUAUUAGAUAAAAUCUAUAUUUUAAUUCACUUUAUGUACCUAUCAUAACACCAUGGUAGAUACCAAUAGUAAUAAAUCUGUAAGUUUGAAUGUUCCUUUCUCUUCAUCUGAAACAGCUACCCUAGUGCAAGAAGUUUUAAAUGUGGACAAAGAGCUUAAAGGCAGUGGAGUACAUAGGGAAAUUACUGCAAUUGGGGAAAAUUUACAAAUAGUAUUACACGGAGCUGACUUGAAAAAAAUUAGAGUGGCAGUUAACUCUCUUAUAAAAAGUAUUUUAUUGAUUGUUAAAACCAUAAAUCUCUUUCCAAAAUAGGCUUAAAAUGCCCGAACAUACUCCAGCACCGACACAUGCAAGAUCUUUGUAUGGAUUUUUUAUGUACUUGUUCAGUAAAAUUGUCUUGGGUAUCUAUUUCACUUGGGCGUUUAUGCCUGAUUAUUAUUUACAUUAUUUUAAUAUUUAUUAUUAUCCACAAAAAUAUUGGUCCACUGCGGUUCCUAUUCAGUUUCUUGUAGCACUAACAUUAUUUGCUUUCCUUAUUUAUCCUAGUUCAAAUUUAAUAUUAACGAUUGACAUCGGCAGCAUAAACACAAUAAACGAUCCCCAUUCCCAAAAAACUUUCAAGAAAAAAUCUCCAAAAAACCAAAUUACUAAUUGUGUGUGUCAUGACUUUAGUAAAUGUAAAAAGAAUAGUUAUACAAGUUUAACGAGCGUUAAUAACAAAGUUCCACAGUUACAAGAUUUAAACAUUAGAUUUGUAUGUCGAAAAUUGUAUCUUAAUGAAUAAAAAAUAUUUUAUUUAUAAAGCUGUCUUAUUUAUAAAAUUACGUUACUAUUAUAUAAAGAGAAUAACAAGUAUGCAUGCAAUCUAAAUAUAACUAAGGUACCUGAUACAAAUAAGGCCUGUAGUGCAGAACAGUCUAUUAAAAUAUGUUUACAUCAAAAAUACUUUACACACGCAUAGAUGACAGUUCUACAACUCGGCAAACUGCACGAGCGGUCCGCUCGAGCUCAUAGGCCGUAUACAGAAAGAAAGCC